Penicillium mononematosum is the source of this 321-nucleotide messenger RNA. RefSeq lists its product as uncharacterized. The record is from RefSeq and is a predicted model, not a curated record. The coding region runs from base 1 to 321 and encodes 106 amino acids. Lineage: Eukaryota; Fungi; Ascomycota; Eurotiomycetes; Eurotiales; Aspergillaceae. The transcript has 2 exons.
AUGGUAUCGGCGGCGGUGUUUUCGUUGCUGCGUGGAUGGCAAGGCGUCUGGAUUGUCCUAUGUUCAUUGUUUGUGAUGGCUGUGGUUGUUGAGGAGGGAGAAGAGUACAAAAAAGAUGGGACUGACUUCGCUGCUGUUAAGACUCCGAUAGACGGCCAGAGCGAACUACAUCAGAGUUGCCGGAAAAAUGCUCUUGGCCUGUUCUACGAUCUGAAGAAGGAUCGAAUCUUCGUUAUCCUCGAGCAGAAUUCCAAGCUCGAUGACGACGACGAAAAGCUUUUGAACAUCGCAGAUCCUGUCAGCAAGUUUCCUAUAGCCUAG